Messenger RNA from Neodiprion fabricii, 811 nucleotides. RefSeq names its product apoptotic protease-activating factor 1-like. The record is from RefSeq and is a predicted model, not a curated record. Gene Ontology annotation, molecular function: ADP binding. The coding region runs from base 20 to 811 and encodes 263 amino acids. The transcript has 5 exons. NCBI's taxonomy places the organism in Eukaryota, Metazoa, Arthropoda, Insecta, Hymenoptera, Diprionidae.
UGCGGCGUUGAUAAAAUCGAUGGAACAGUUGCGCAAAGGGCUGGAAGAGUUGAAACCAAGUAAUUACCUGGCUCUCCAUGCGCUGCCAGGAUAUGGUAAAUCAACUUUGGUCAGUGAAACUUUACAGGACGAUGAUCUUGCUACUGAUUUAUUCCAGAAGGAAAUGUACUGGAUUAAAUUUGGAUCGGAACAAUCAGUCGCAGAGAACAUACUCACUCAGUUGAACAUGCUUUUUCACCGAGUGAGAAAUCUGGAUCUGUUGACAGAACCGACUAGUGAAGACUCUCUCAAAUAUUUUCUGAGGCACCAUUUUUCCAAACAUAAUCAUGCCCUGUUAAUACUGGACGAUGUUAAUCGGCGCGAAAUUAUCGAAGCAUUUGAUUUUGGAUGCAAGACUCUUGUCUUGACAACUGACACAGACAUACUGAGAGGAAAAAAAUGCGAUAUCAUUGAGAUGAACGAGGGCUUCACCCCGAAAGAAUCGCUUGCCUUGUUUGCCAAAGCUAUCGGUGUCGAUGCCUCGGAGCUGCCCAAACAGGCUCGCCAGAUACACGAGGAAUGCAAGGGAAUGCCUCUUAUGAUCGCGAUGUUUUCAGCCCAAUUUGAAGAUGUCAAAGAGAGUCUUAUCGAAGGUGAUAAAAGGGCUGACACGUGGUCUUACUACCUCGAUGCAUUGAAGAAGAAGAAAUCUGCCGUUUUGCAAGAGAGUCUCGACAAGUUGAAAGCGAUAUUCGAAAUGUGCAUAAAUAAGCUUUCCAAAGACGAAAUACAUUACUAUGAAACGUUUGCUAUAUUCCCUGAAGACUGUUAG